CUCGUCGAUGGGUGCAGCGCUUCCACUUCCCGCCUUUCCACCCAGCCAGACGAGAUGGAGGUGGAAUCCAAGCUCCCAAGUCGUCAGAUCACCAUGCUUGGGGCUCUUUCGUCUGUGCCUUACUCCCACCUACCUCUUCGACCAUCUCGGCCAUCCCAGACUAACCUUGCAACCUCUUGACCUUGCCACACUGCAGCCUCUUGUGUUCUGAUAUCUUCCGUAUCAUAGUCUUGUCGCCAAGUUUAUUUACUUAUAACACCGCUUGCCUUGCUCUCCCCACUUGUGUGAUUGCUCAUUCUCUUCUCUUCAAGCGUCAGUAAGCACCAAGCAACCACGAAGCAAGCCUUUGAACAUCUGCCAUUUUUGCUAUUCUCCGCCGCCCAAACCCAACAGUCACAGCUCGAACCUGUGUGAUUGUCCAAGAUGGCCAUCACUAAAGGAGAGGAUGUGUAUGCUAGUCUUCUCUUGAACGACGCAUACCUUCCCGGCGCUCUUGUCCUUGCGCACUCGCUGCGUGAUUCCGGCACCAACAAAAAGCUCGCUAUCUUAAUCACCCCCGAAACCGUCUCCAACGAGGUUGUGGAACAGCUCCAGACCGUUUACGACUAUGUCAUUCCCGUCGAGACGAUCCAGAAUGACCGGCCGGCCAACCUGUUCCUCAUGAACCGCCCCGACUUGCACUCGGCCUUCACCAAGAUCAACCUCUGGAAGCAGACCCAGUUCCGCAAGAUCGUCUAUAUCGAUGCCGACGUUGUCGCUUACAGGGCUCCCGAUGAGCUCUUCGACCUCCCUCACGCCUUCUCCGCCGCUCCCGAUAUCGGCUGGCCCGACCUGUUCAACACUGGUGUCAUGGUUCUGUCGCCCAACAUGGGUGAUUACUACGCCAUGUUGGCCAUGGCCGAGAGAGGAAUCUCGUUUGACGGUGCCGAUCAGGGUCUCUUGAACAUGCACUUCAGGAACACCUACAAUCGCCUGAGCUUCACCUACAAUGUUACGCCCUCCGCCCACUACCAGUACAUUCCGGCCUACAAGCACUUCCAAUCGAGCAUCAACUUGAUCCACUUCAUUGGCUCAGAGAAGCCGUGGGUUCAGGGUCGCACCCAGACCACCGGGAGCAGCACCUACGACGAGAUGAUCGGUAGAUGGUGGGCCGUUUACGAUCGCCACUUCCGCGGCAACUCGAACAAGACUACCGAUGUUGUUCAGAAGUUUGUAAAGGGUGAACAACAACAGCGCAACGUUUCUUUCCAGAUCCCUCCCAGCCAGAGCCACAACACGCAGAGCCAGAGCCACAACACGCAGAGCCAGAGCCACAAGACACAGAGCCAGAAUACCCAUAGCACCUACACCAGUCACGGAGCAUCCUGGGACGCUUCAAGACACUCUCCUCCGGCUGGCUCCAGGCCGGAAGCUGCCAACUUCCCACAGACGCACUAUACGAUGUCCUCCAACACCCAACAGUUUGUCCCGCCUGCGCGGUAUCCCAGUCCGCCCAAGGACAUGUGGUACAAGGUGCCCGAGGCGGCGCCCACUCAGGAACCCGCCCCAAUCUUCCCCUGGGAGAAACAGGCACCUGCACCCACUAGGGUCUUCGCGGAACCACCUCCUGAGCAGCGAAAGCCCUCAGUUGCGUCAAUUGCGACGCCGUCCGCAACGGCGUCAGUUACAGCAUCGCCCACCCUUGAGCCGAAGAGCGAGGCUGUCACCCCUACAACCCCUUCAAGUUCCAACCCGUGGACCUCUUUCACAACUAGAGGAAAUGCAUGGGAUGAUGUACCUGAAAUCAACCGAUAUGUCGACGCCUUGCAGAAGCACCGCCGCUCCGGAAGCAAGGGCUCAGCGGCAGCCACUUCGAGGCCGACCAGUCCUGGUCGCGCUCACAGCAGAUCUAGGAGAAGCUCUAGAGUGACUGACUUCCCGACCGAGGAUGACCGUCCAAGCCUUCCUGUCACCCCCGCGCCCAUCCAAGGACCGAGAUCUUCGAGAGGUGAGAAUGAGCGGCAGUUCCCUGCUGCCGCCGGCGUACCAGCGCAAUCCGAAUGGGAUCCCGCAAUCCAGCUCGAGAAGCUGGCGAGACACCAGCAAGAAACGUUGCAGAAGCUCGGUGAGCGUCCUGCUUUUGGGGGAUUGGCAAUUGGGACAGCGGGUAAAGAGAUCCCGGCUCGCGCACUUCCCUUUGGGUCCGAAGAUGCAAGAUCGCCAACUUAUGUUGCCCAGUUCCCGUCGGUGCUUAGUCCGAAGCCGUUGAGAGCGAGUACAACCGGAACGAACUCGGUACGCAGAAUCUUGACGAUUGACGAAGAGGGAGGGAACGUGCCACUGACGACUACCGAGAAAAAGACCCCGAGCCCGCUGCCCACGCAGCCAAGUGUGACCAUCGCCCCACCGAGCUAUCAGGGACCAGGUGCGGCUUUUGAGAAGGGGGAUGACUUCCCGACUCAUGAGACGCCUGCGCUUCCGACGGAGGAGGAGAGAGAUGUCCUUGAGACGUAAUCAACCACAUUGACCUACAACCAGGUACAAACAACACAUCGUUGGCUUGACUGCUGAUAAUCAAAAUUCAGUGUACAACUUCCAUGGGGGUGUAUUCUUACCGGUGUACAAAAGCUCAAAACUGGCGGAUAUCAAAAGGACAACUGGGAGGGGGUGGUUCUGGAACUGGAAGGGCGUGGCGAUUCUCUUUUCAGUUGACACCGGUUGUGUGAAUGGGGGACAAAUCUGAAUCUGUGCAUCGAAGGAAGGCUUUCUGCUGGUGGAUGCUGGACACAAAAGAACCCGGUGAAUGCAGUCAUGCUUGAACCGGGUUCAAAGUUUGGGAACAGCGAUUUUUGGGCUUGGUUGCGGCAUUCUGUUUCCUUAUACCUCUCUGUUGUUUUGCUCAUGAUUAAAUGAUAGACUUGUAUUUCUUUUUCAGCCCAUUUUUGACAGGAUCUACGUGUACCCACCAAUGCUAUAAAUGCCAAUAAUUCCAAAAAGAAUUCAGGC
This is a messenger RNA of Neurospora tetraspora, 2985 nucleotides long. RefSeq names its product nucleotide-diphospho-sugar transferase. The record is from RefSeq and is a predicted model, not a curated record. Gene Ontology annotation, molecular function: glycosyltransferase activity. Gene Ontology annotation, cellular component: cytoplasm. The transcript has 5 exons. Lineage: Eukaryota; Fungi; Ascomycota; Sordariomycetes; Sordariales; Sordariaceae. Bases 424 to 2493 code for a protein of 689 amino acids.